AUGUAUACGUGCUGGAUACAGACCGGAGGGCCCUACAUCGACGUUCUCCUGGGCCGUCGCGACGGGCUCACCCCGGCAUCGGCGGACCUAGUCUUCACCAUACCAGCGCCCUCCUUCGACGUGCCCACCCUCAUCAGCUCCUUCGGCAACCGGAGCCUUGGCGUGGCGGACCUGGUGGCGCUCUCCGGCGCGCACACCUUUGGUGUCGCCCAUUGCCCCUCCUUCUCCGACCGCUUCACGCCGAUCAUCGACGCCAACCCGGCCAUCGGCCCCAUGUUCGCCAAGAUGUUAAAAGCCAAGUGCGCCAAGGACGUCCCGGAGGGCACCGUCACCCAGCCACUCGACGGGGCCACGCCAAAGGUGUUUGACAACGUCUACUAUAGCGACCUCAUCAACAGGCGUGGGCUGCUCAAGUCCGACCAGGGCCUCAUCGACCACCCAGACACCAAAGGCAUGGCCACGAGGUUCGCGCGCAACCAGUUAGUCUUCUUCGCGCAGUUUGCCAAGUCCAUGUUGAAGAUGAGCACUAUGGACGUGCUCACCGGCAGCCAGGGCGAGAUACGGCUGAACUGCGCCGUACCCAACGCACGUGCCGAGGGCAUCGAGACCGCUGGCAACGAGGGCCAUGCUUCCAACAUGUAAGAGGUCGAUUAAUAAGCUGCCAAUGGUAGCUCAAGUGUGCAUGUGUGCGCUUCCUCGUGUGUUUAGCAAUGGGUGUGUGGUAGUAUCAUGGUGCCAGUGGAUUUGGGCGUUUGUGGUGUUGUAAUAAAACGAGCGAGUGUCCUUCGCUUUGCUUUUAGAAACACAAUGUGCACCUGCCGGUGAAGUUUAGGAGUUUUUUCUUAAAGAAUGUAUUAACAUCACAGAGAUACAAAUUAAAUCCUGCCUCUCCAUGCACCUACAAGAUGUCGCAAAGAUAUU
This is a messenger RNA of Aegilops tauschii subsp. strangulata, 921 nucleotides long. RefSeq names its product peroxidase 2-like. Gene Ontology annotation, molecular function: peroxidase activity; heme binding. Gene Ontology annotation, biological process: response to oxidative stress. Lineage: Eukaryota; Viridiplantae; Streptophyta; Magnoliopsida; Poales; Poaceae. The record is from RefSeq and is a predicted model, not a curated record.